AUGGGCAUCAAAGUGGGCGACCUCGUCCUGGCGUACCACGGCGUGUUGAUCUACGACGCCAAAGUCCUGAAGGUCGACACGGGUCACGGCGUCCAAGAAGAGGCGCGUCAAGGGGUCCACAUCACGGCCAGCACGCAGUUCUACGUCCACUACCAGGGCUGGGCCAAGAAAUGGGACGAAUGGGUGCGUUACGACCGCGUGCUUGAAGCCACGACCGCGAACCGGUUGCUGCAGCAACGGGCCAAAGAAGAACUUGCCGAGGCCAAGCAGAAGAAGAAGCGCGUGGACCGGAAGCGGACCUCGAGUCGGUCGCGAGCUGGAGCCGACGCGGCAGCGGCGGGGCGGCAGUCGCCGUUCAAGCGGCUGAAGCGCAACGUGGAGAAGGAGGUUGAGGAGAUGCCGGACGAGGAAGCAGCGACGCUGGGCGGAAGCAGCAAGCAGGUGAGUCUCCAGAUGCCCUUUUCGCUCAAGAAACAGCUCGUGGAGGACUGGAAACGCGUGACGCAAGCGCCGCAUCAACUCGUGCCGUUGCCGAGGAAGCCUAAUGUCCAACAGAUAAUCACGACGUACUUGGACGUGAAGCAGAGCAAGGUGCGAGCUGGAGAGGCGAGCGAAGAGAAGGAGUUCAAGAACGUGACGGGCGUCAUGGAAGGCGUGCAGUCGUACUUUGACCGAGCCAUGAGCUCGCUUCUGCUGUACCGCAUCGAGCGUCGACAGUAUCAGGAGCUACGACAGAAACAGACGGAGAAUGUGCCGCUUUCGCAGAUUUACGGCGCUGAGCAUCUCAUCCGUCUCUUUGUUCGUUUGCCCGUUCUGCUCGCAAGCUCGAGCGCUUCUCCGCGCGAGUUGGUGCAGAUCCAGGCCCGGCUCAAUGACUUUCUCAAGUUCCUUCAAAAGAACUCGGCCGCGUGGUUCCUCACGGAAUACGAAGCUAUGUCGGACAAGUACGUCGAGCUCGCUUUAGCCACGCAGUAA
Peronospora matthiolae is the source of this 975-nucleotide messenger RNA. NCBI's taxonomy places the organism in Eukaryota, Oomycota, Peronosporomycetes, Peronosporales, Peronosporaceae. The record is from the annotation of a GenBank genome assembly.